CACAGAUACUUCUGUCUUACCUCACGCUUCCAGCAACGCUUUUAGUGGUCGACGAUCGGUCACUAGCUCUUACUCUGACUAGUCUAAACUAGUUCACAUCACCCCUAUCUCACCUGCUCAUACGCGACCAAAACGACAACUUCAACGCCCGUCAUGGGUAGUAUAUCUGACAAAAUGACGACUCUGGACGUGAAUGGUCCGCCUCCGUUUGGCUCAGCGGCUACCUCCGACACUCAUCUUCCGCACCCCGAAAAACUCGCAGUCGAGCCAACAAAAAUCGACGAUGAGGCACCUUUCGACCUUGAGUCUGUAACGGAGGCCGAGCGGAAGAAAGUACUGCGAAAGAUGGAUUGGAAGUUGCUUCCUUUCAUUUCCUUCUUGUACUUGCUAUCUUUUUUGGAUCGAGCUAAUAUUGGCAACGCUAAAAUUGCUGGUAUGGCCCACGACUUGAAACUCGACGGCUUGAAGUACAACGUCAUCGCCGCUGUGUUCUUCAUCCCGUACGCACUGGCAGAAGUACCUUCAAACGUCUGCCUCAAACUCUUCCGACCUUCGCGAUGGAUCCCUUCCAUUAUGGUCGCUUGGGGUCUUGUUAUGACUCUCAUGUGUCUCUGCAAGACAUACGAAGGCCUCAUUGUUGCUCGUGUUUUCCUUGGAUUGACUGAAGCAGGAUUGUUCCCUGGAAUCACGUUCUACCUCUCGCUAUGGUAUCGUAGAAAGGACAUGUCCCAGCGUAUUGCUAUCUUCUUCUCCGCCGCGACCAUCGCUGGUGCAUUCGGUGGAUUGCUCGCAUAUGCCAUUGAACAUAUGGAAGGCAUUGGUGGGCUUUACGGCUGGCAAUGGAUUUUCUGUCUCGAAGGAAUGGCCACCGUCGUCUUCGCCUUUCUCUCCUACUUCUUCAUGUACGACUGCCCCGAAGAUGCCAGCUUCCUUACACCAAGAGAACGCAAGAUCGUGGUUACGAUGUUGAAGGAGGAUAAGCAGGGUCUUGCUACGGAUUUCAAGAUGGAUUAUGUCUGGCAGGCGAUGAAGGAUAGGAAGACCUACCUUCAGGUUGGCAUUUAUACCGGCUUGUUGGUGCCUGUCUAUGCCAUCUCGCUGUUCACCCCCACUAUCGUCAACGAACUCGGGUUUGAUGCUGCUGUUUCUCAGCUCCUUACUGUCCCGCCGUUCUUCUGCGGCUGCGUUGCCACUCUUAUCAUUGGUAUCCUCUCAGACAAAUACCACAAACGAGGACCAUUCGUCGUGGUUGGCUGCUCAAUAUCCUUAAUCGGCUACAUCAUCCUCAUCUCUCAAAACACUGUUGCGGGCUCGUACGUCGGUGCCGUCCUCGCUGCUACCGGCGUCUAUCCCUGCGUACCUGUUACACUCGCCUGGGCGGGUUCGAACUCGGGAGGAGACAUGCGUCGUGGCGUCGCCCUCGCCAUGGUCAUCGGGUUUGGUAACCUUGGAGGAAUCUGCUCCUCGUUCAUCUACAUCAAGCCACCCCGGUUCUUCCUUGGUCACGGUAUGAUCAUUGGAUGGUUGUGCCUUGCGAUUAUGUUCGCGUGUGCGGCGAUGUAUGAUUAUAAGAGGCAGAAUGCGUUGAAUAAGGCGAGGUGUGAGGCGGAGGGGAUUGAUGAGAGUCGUGAAGCCGAGUUUGUACAUUUGGGGAAUGAUAGUCCUCUUUUCCACUAUACCAUUUAAAAAUCUCCAUUCACUUGCAAAAUUUCAUCUCAAGCAAGAGUCAACUCCCAUCUCAUUUAUUCAUGCCUACGUAUACCACCUUCGAUCUUCUUUUUAACGGCCUUGUGUCGGCGGCGCUGUGGGGUUUUUGAGGCUGGUGCAAGGGCCAGUACAUUUUCGACUAGCAUUUUCUCCUUUCAUGGUCUUCUUUUACGCCUUUCGUAACGAUUCCUCCACGGACCUUGGACUAGUAGAACGACCACCAACGCGAACAAUUAGAAUAGGAUAAAGUAGAAGUGUACUAGUAUCAAUAUCACUAUCGUACUCGAGUGGAGUUGUAAUAUAGUUCGAACUUCGAUUGCAAUUUCUGCGUUU
Coprinopsis cinerea okayama7#130 is the source of this 2040-nucleotide messenger RNA. RefSeq names its product phthalate transporter. Gene Ontology annotation, molecular function: transmembrane transporter activity. Lineage: Eukaryota; Fungi; Basidiomycota; Agaricomycetes; Agaricales; Psathyrellaceae. The coding region runs from base 154 to 1686 and encodes 510 amino acids. The transcript has 9 exons. Gene Ontology annotation, biological process: transmembrane transport. The record is from RefSeq and is a predicted model, not a curated record. Gene Ontology annotation, cellular component: membrane.